This is a messenger RNA of Solenopsis invicta (red fire ant), 1767 nucleotides long. Its product is annotated as inositol polyphosphate 5-phosphatase K. Lineage: Eukaryota; Metazoa; Arthropoda; Insecta; Hymenoptera; Formicidae. Gene Ontology annotation, molecular function: phosphatidylinositol-4,5-bisphosphate 5-phosphatase activity. Gene Ontology annotation, cellular component: plasma membrane; ruffle; cytoplasm. The transcript has 9 exons. The record is from RefSeq and is a predicted model, not a curated record. The coding region runs from base 385 to 1680 and encodes 431 amino acids. Gene Ontology annotation, biological process: phosphatidylinositol dephosphorylation.
GAAGUGGGGAAGAGAACUGUCUUUCCCCAGUUUUGCCCUGUUGCCCAGUUCCCUCCAGUUCCCUCCACACUUGUCAACAAUAUGGCUUCGUAGACGAUGCACCGUCGUACUAGAUUCGCGUGACCAACUGACCAGAUGUUGCACGCGACAGCAAACGCGACGAGGGUCUCGCUGUGCGACAGUAUUCUCGCGGCCGAUAUAACCGCGAGUGAAAGCAAGAAGAACGAGAACGUGACGCGUAUAAGUUCCUAACCUGCGCGGACGAUGUGUUUUCCAGCGUCGUGCGGAGUCACCGCGACGUGAAUCCCUUUUCGUAGCUACACGUAUUACGUAAAUUCCUCGUCGAAUUGCCCCUUGCCUCUUGUGUCAUCGAGGAUCCCCGAAAUGGCGUGUCCAGUGGAACGACUCAGAAUCUUCUUCGUGACGUACAAUGUGGCUACGAAAUUCCCGGAUCCCAAUCAGGAUCUUCAUCAGCUCUUAGGCAUUAUACCUUGCGACAAGUCAAUGUUAUGGCCAGAUUUAUAUUUCGUCGGUUUACAAGAAGUUAAAUCACAACCACAAAAUAUAGUAUUAGACUAUAUACUGUUCGAGGAUCCAUGGACUAAAGCCUUCAGAGACGUGCUGAAGAAAUAUGAUUAUAUUAAAAUACGUUCACAACGAAUGCAGGGACUCGUUCUAAAUGCUUUUUGUCUGAGGAAGCACUUGACACGUUUAAGAUUGAUAGAAGCUCAAUACACUAAAACAGGUUUUGGUGGCAUGUGGGGAAACAAGGGUGCGGUGAGCAUAAGAAUGAACGCCUACGGAGUCAGCGUUUGCGUAGUAAAUACGCAUUUGACUCCCCAUGACCACUUGUUAGCUGAUAGAGUUGCGGAUUAUAAUACCAUUGUGACAGAUCAUACUUUCACUGCUCCAUACACAUCGAGGAUAUUAUAUCAUGACUAUAUAUUUUGGAUCGGUGAUUUGAACUUUCGGCUCAAUGGAGAGGAAUUAAGCGCUGCGGAUAUAAAUUUAUUAGUGAAGAAGGAGCAAUUAGAGGAACUUCUGAAAAGAGAUCAAUUGAGGGCAGUGAUGAAGGAACAACAGGCUUUUGCCGAAUUAAAUGAAAGUAGCAUCACAUUCCCGCCUACUUACAAAUAUGAAUUUGAAUCUCAGGAAUUUGAUCUCAGGCGUAGACCAUCGUGGACCGACAGAAUUUUAUACAAAGUAAAUGCGGCAGAUAUAUACGACGACAUAAAAAUUAACACUGUACAGCAUACUUACAAGAGUCAUCCCGAUUACAGUGUUUCGGAUCAUAAACCUGUAACUGGAGAGUUCGAUAUAGUGGUCAGACCUAAUGUAGAAGAUCAAAUUGUGGAAUUCCAAGACUGUACCGUAGAGGACAAUUUUAUAUCUUACAAAUUGCAGAGAGAUUUUGUCCCGAGUAAUGGGGAUUGGAUAGGUCUCUUUUCUAACGAAUUUUCCAGUCUGGAUGAUUACAUCGUUUAUGAAUACAUUGGCCGCAGUAAACCAAUGUCAGUUUCUGAUGAACUUUACGCAAACACGGAACGAAUAUCGUACAAUGAUUCGGCGCUUCGUCUGACGGAAAAGUACUGCUUGGUAUAUGUAGCACAACGAGGAGAUAUCGUAGAAAUUUUGGGUGUAAGUCCGGAAUUUGCGGGCCCUCGUAGAUCAGUCGAAUGACGCGAUUCAUCUACAUAAGUUUUAUAACGAAGAAUCAAUUUACUUAAAAAAAAAAAAAAAAAAAGUUUGCACAUGAACGGUAAUCGU